Fragaria vesca subsp. vesca is the source of this 1704-nucleotide messenger RNA. RefSeq names its product pyridine nucleotide-disulfide oxidoreductase domain-containing protein 2-like. Gene Ontology annotation, molecular function: oxidoreductase activity. The record is from RefSeq and is a predicted model, not a curated record. The transcript is spliced from 16 exons. Bases 1 to 1704 code for a protein of 567 amino acids. NCBI's taxonomy places the organism in Eukaryota, Viridiplantae, Streptophyta, Magnoliopsida, Rosales, Rosaceae.
AUGUGGCGGAGGAGCUUCAGUAGUGACGGCACCGCCGCAACCGCGUUGAAGGACAAGAAAUGGGACGCGCUGGUGAUCGGAGGCGGCCACAACGGCCUCACCGCAGCCACGUACCUCGCACGCGGCGGACUCUCCGUCGCCGUCCUCGAACGCCGCCACGUCAUCGGCGGCGCCGCCGUGACGGAGGAGCUCAUUCCAGGGUUCAAGUUCUCCCGGUGUAGCUACCUCCAGAGCCUCCUCCGUCCCACCAUUAUCAAAGAAUUGGAGCUAGCUCGGCACGGGAUGAAGUUGCUGAAGCGGAGUCCGUCGUCGUUUACGCCGUGUUUGGACGGACGUUAUCUUCUUCUAGGGCAGGACAAGGAUCUCAACCAUUCGGAGAUCGCUAAAUUCUCCAAGCUAGACGCCGAAGCUUAUCCGAGAUAUGAGAAUCAGCUACAGAAGUAUUGUGAGUUUAUGGAUCCUUUGCUGGAUUUAGCUCCUCCAGAAUCUUCGCAAGGCGCCUCAUCGGCUACGUUUGGUGACCGGUUGAAGGAUAAGAUGCACAAGUCCAUGUUCUGGGGUCAGCUUUUGAGACAGGCUGCUGUGUUAGGCCAGAAGGAUAUGGUAGACUUUAUGGACCUUCUGUUAUCCCCGGCCUCGAAGGUUUUGAACAACUGGUUUGAGAGUGAUGUUCUGAAGGCAACCCUCGGAACAGAUGCUGUAAUAGGAGCUAUGGGAAGUGUCCAUACACCUGGUAGUGGAUAUGUUCUGCUACAUCAUGUGAUGGGAGAAACUGGCGGUGAGCGUGGAAUUUGGUCGUAUGUUGAAGGUGGGAUGGGAUCAGUAUCCUUGGCUAUUGGUAAUGCUGCUAGGGAAGCUGGAGUUCAUAUUGUCACAAGUGCGGAGGUUCAGCAAAUGUUGGUUAAUGACUCUGGCAAAGUGGAGGGGGUUUUGCUAUCUGAUGGUUCACGGGUGCACUCCUCAAUUGUUUUAUCAAAUGCAACGCCUUAUAAAACAUUCAAGGAGUUGGUGCCUGAUGACGCUCUUCCGGAUGAUUUUCUACGAGCAAUUAAGUAUUCUGAUUACAGCUCUGCUACUACAAAGAUAAAUAUAGCAGUUGAUCAGUUGCCCCAGUUCAAGAGCUGCAAGCUAAGUUAUCCUAACGCAGGUCCUCAGCAUAUGGGCACCAUUCACAUUGGUACCGAGAGUAUGGAAGAGAUUCACUCGGCCUAUCAAGAUGCAGUUAAUGGAUUACCAUCACAAAGACCAGUUAUAGAGAUGACAAUUCCCUCUGCACUGGACAAAACUAUAUCUCCACCUGGUAAGCAUGUGAUCAACUUGUUCAUUCAAUACACUCCAUACAGUCCAUCAGAUGGACACUGGGGAGAUCAUGUAUACAGAGAAUCUUUUGCAAAAAAGUGUUUCGCCUUAAUUGAUGAAUACGCCCCUGGCUUCAGUUCAUCAGUAAUUGGUUACGACAUGUUGACUCCCCCAGACCUUGAAAGGGAAAUCGGUUUGACAGGAGGAAAUAUCUUCCAUGGUGCUAUGGGAUUGGAUUCACUCUUCCUCAUGCGACCUGUAAAAGGAUGGUCAAAUUAUAGAACACCACUGGCGGGUCUAUAUUUGUGCGGUAGCGGGGCACACCCUGGGGGCGGUGUGAUGGGGGCUUCUGGGCGUAAUGCUGCUCGUGUGGCUCUUGAAGAUGUAAACAAGCCAUUGAAAUGA